Molecule: messenger RNA, 1179 nt
Organism: Geosmithia morbida
Lineage: Eukaryota; Fungi; Ascomycota; Sordariomycetes; Hypocreales; Bionectriaceae
Product: V-type H+-transporting ATPase subunit C
Exons: 5
Coding region: 1-1179 (392 amino acids)
Biological process (GO): proton transmembrane transport
Cellular component (GO): vacuolar proton-transporting V-type ATPase, V1 domain
Molecular function (GO): proton-transporting ATPase activity, rotational mechanism
Source: RefSeq, a predicted model, not a curated record
AUGCCGUCCCGGUACGCCUUUGUGUCGCUCCCCCUCGGGGCUUUUGACUCGAGCGACAGGGAAGAUGCAAUCUCCUCCCUGAGCGCCACCGUUUCCGACAAUGGCACCGUCCAGGCUUUCAACGUCCCCGAUUUCAAGAUUGGCACCCUCGACGCCCUGGUCCAGCAGGCUGACGACCUGGCUAAGCUCGAGUCCGUCGCCGAAAAUGUCGUCAGCAGGGUCUCCGAGUCCCUGUCGAGCAUCCUCGGCAACGACGCUGACCGUCUGGCCCAGUACAAGAUGGUCAACGACAAACCUACCGAACAUUACAUCAACAACUUCUCGUGGAACAAGAUGCGGUACCGCGCCGACAAGUCUCUCGGCGAGUUGAUAGAUACCCUGUCAAAGGAGCUCACGACGGUCGACACCGACGUCAAGGGCAAGAUUAGCCAGUACAGCUCUGUCAAGACGAACUUGGCCGCCCUUCAGCGUCGUCAGACCGGCAACCUGGCCACCAAAUCGUUGACCCCCAUUGUCGACCCGUCACUCCUGGUCCAGGAGUCGGAAUACAUUGAGACGCACCUGAUCGUCGUCCCAAAGAACGUCAAGAAGGAGUUUUACAAGUCGUACGAGGAGCUGGCGCCCAUGGUGGUGCCCCGGUCCGCCAUCGAGAUCGCCACCGACGACGAGUUCGUACUCUUUGGCGUCGCCACCUUCAAGAAGCACAGCGCCGAGUUCAUCCAAAAAUGCCGCGAGGAGAAGUGGACCCCCCGCCAGUACACGUACGUCCAGGGAGGGCGCGAGGAGGAGCAGCGCGAGCUCGACAAGGUCACAAACGAAGAGCGCAAAGUCUGCGGCGAGGCCCUGCGCAUCGCUCGCACCGGAUGGAGCGAGGCCGUCAUGGCCUGGAUCCACGUCAUGACCUUGCGUGUAUUUGUCGAGGCCGUCCUCCGUUAUGGUCUUCCCCUCGACUAUGUUACCGCUCUUAUCAAGACUACACCCAAGGUCGCGCCCAAGGUCAAGACGGCCCUCGACUCGCAGUUCUCUUACCUGGGAGGCAACGCCUUUGGCAGGGAUAAACGAGGCAAGAUCACCAAGGAUGAUGCCGCCAUGAGUUCCGAGAUGGCUGCCGCCGGUCUGGGUAUCGGCGAGGGCAACGAGUACACGGCUUACGUCUUCUACGAGCUUGAGUUCCCUUAG